GAGAGAGUGAUGCCCAUCAGAGAGACAAUUCUGACGUCGGCCUGGUAUACAUGAUGGAGAAGGCAAGAAGUUCAUGCCAUGCACUACAGUUCAGGAGAUGUAAACUUGGGAUCAGGAGCUAUGGGGGUGGUGAUCAGAGAUGACAAGGGGCGGUUUUUGGCGGCAAAGGUCAUCCCUGUCGCUCUUGAUGCUGCUUCAGCGGAAGCCCAGCCGGUCCUUGAUGGCAUACAUCCAGCUAAUCGUGUCCCUCAACUUCAAGCCUGUUGCAACCUACUGAUGCGUGCUAGACAUCAAUCUGUAAGCUAAUAGCACUAGUCAGGCGCAGUGUUCACGUCAGAUAUUCCAGAUGGAAGUCGCAGAACCAUCUAUAUAUCUCAGCAAGGCCACAACUCUAUUAUGGCGUGGGUUCAAAUGGAGACGACCGGCGGCAAGAUGCUGAAGCCGGUGUACUCGGCGCCGCACCCGCUCGCGGGCGAGAUGGUCCCGCUGACGCUCUUUGACCGCGCCGCCAUGGACAUCUUUGUCUCCCUCAUCCUCGUGUACCCCGCCCCGACUCCGUCCAACGAGGCGCUCGUGGAGGGCCUGCGCAGGGCUGUCGCGCCGUACCCUCACCUGGCCGGACGACUCGCGGUCGACCGCUCAGGCCGGCGCUCCAUCCACCUCAACAACGACGGCGUGCUUGUCCUGGACGCCGAGGUCCCUGUCGAUAUGGCGAGCGUGGUCGCCGACGGCUGCUUUACCGACACCACCGACGGCCUGUACCCUGCACUCCCGCUGCCGAAGGAGAACGUCGGGGCGGCGCUGCUGCAGAUCAAGCUGAACCGGUACAAGUGCGGCGGCCUCGUGAUCGGCAUCAUCCACCACCACCACGCGGCCGACGGCCACUCAUUCAGCAACUUCCUCACCACGUGGGCCAGCGCAGUUCGCCAAGCCAGCGAGUUCACCGCCCCGUCGCCUUCCCUCGACCGCACGGCGACUGCCGUGCCUCGGAGCGUGCCGACGCCGGCGUUCGACCACCGGUGCACCGAGUUCAGCGGAGAAGAAGACGGCCGUCGCAGGUCGAACUCCUACCCCACGUGCAAGAUCAAGAAUCUCACGUUGCGCUUCACGGCCGAGUUCGUCACAGAGCUCAAGGCCCGCGUCGGCGCCCCAUGCAGCACGUUCCAGUGCCUUCUCGCGCACGUGUGGAAGAAGAUCACGGCGGCGCGCCGCCUGAAGCCCGACGAGUUCACGCAGGUCAGGGUGGCCGUGGACUGCCGGGGCAGGGCCAACCCUGCCGUCCCGCCGGACUUCUUCGGGAACAUGGUUCUGUGGGCAUUCCCGAGGCUCCAAGUCCGGGACGUCCUGGGCUGGACCUACGGCGGCGUGGUAGGCGCCAUCCGCGACGCCAUCGGGCGCGUCGACGCCGCCUACAUCCAGUCGUUCGUGGACUUCGGGAGCGUGGCGGACGCGAACUGGGAGGAGCUCGCGGCGACGGCGCCAGACUUCGGCAUGAUGCUCUGCCCGGACCUGGAGGUGGACAGCAGUCUGGGUUUCAGGUUCCACCAGAUUGACCUCGGCAAUGGGCCGCCAUCCGCGUUCCUCAUGCCGGACUUGCCCGUCGAGGGGCUCAUGACAUUCGUGCCAUCGUGCUCAGCCAAGGGCAGCGUCGACGUCCACAUGGCCGUCGCCGAGGAUCACGUCGCGGCGCUUGAGCAUAUAUGCUACUCCUUGGACGAAAGAGCUAAACCGAAGUUGUAAAAUGCUCCAUUAGUUUUGAAGGUCGCUUGGCACACCCACACUAUCUUCAGAGUUUGUGAUUAUUCCAUUUCUUUUUUGCAUAUAUACAUGUAACUUAACAACGCUGUGCAUUGCAAAGCUAAAUUUUAUUCCGUCAAUUUGUUCAGGUGUAAAUGGUACGGAUAUAGACGAUCGACCAUCCUAUCAUGAAAUAAAUGUG
Messenger RNA from Triticum aestivum (bread wheat), 1939 nucleotides. Its product is annotated as tryptamine benzoyltransferase 1. Gene Ontology annotation, molecular function: acyltransferase activity, transferring groups other than amino-acyl groups. Lineage: Eukaryota; Viridiplantae; Streptophyta; Magnoliopsida; Poales; Poaceae. Bases 397 to 1740 code for a protein of 447 amino acids. The transcript is spliced from 3 exons. The record is from RefSeq and is a predicted model, not a curated record.